Messenger RNA from Cokeromyces recurvatus, 1521 nucleotides. RefSeq lists its product as uncharacterized. NCBI's taxonomy places the organism in Eukaryota, Fungi, Mucoromycota, Mucoromycetes, Mucorales, Mucoraceae. The coding region runs from base 1 to 1521 and encodes 506 amino acids. The transcript is spliced from 2 exons. The record is from RefSeq and is a predicted model, not a curated record. Gene Ontology annotation, biological process: regulation of DNA-templated transcription.
AUGACAAAUAAUGCUACUAUAGUAACUGUACCUGAACUGCCUUCUUCUUCUUCUUCUUCUACCACCGAUAUAAACUACUAUAAUUCAGGUACUUCUACAUUCAAUUAUUAUUUUCCAUCGGCGACUACUAUCCAACAACCUACUUAUCUGAAUUCAGCAGUAUCCACUCACUCUCAUCAUGAAUUAUUUUCACCUCAUCAUUCAUUACCUCCUCUAACAUGUUUAUUAGCUUCAAAAAAGACUCUGUCAAAUCAGCAACAAUCAUCAAAUCAUGAAAUGGAUCAUACAAGUAACCCCUCUUCUGCUGUUAUUACUUCUAAUCAUCAUCAACACCAACACCAACAACAACAACAACAUUCAAAGAAUAGACUGGAUAAAUCUUCAUAUCUUUCAUUAAAUGGUAAUAUAAAUAACAAAGAUGAUAGCGUUAGCAAGUAUUAUUUAAAGUCGCAACAAACCUCUUGUUCUUUUCCUCGAUAUAAAAAGGAUACGGAAUAUCAAAGAACAUCUAUCUAUCCACCAGAGUCAUCCCAUGUGAUGAGAAAUAAUCAUGUUUCAGUAUCAACAAGACGUGGUGGUAGUGGUGGUGGUGGUUUGUAUGUCUUACCAUCUCAACAACAACUACCACCACCAACAGAUGUAAUAGUACAAUCUCAAUAUGGCUUAGUUUCUGAUAAUCAUAAUAUGAUGAUGCCAUCUUCUUCAGAUCUUUCCAUGUUUCCUCAAUCCUCUUUACAACCUCAUUCAAGUGGAGAAGGUCAGGACGAGUUUUAUCCUUUACCAUCACCACCUACAUCUAUAGUGGAUCGUGUUCCUAUCGUUACUAGUCAUGCUGCUCAUGUUAUUAUGACAGAGGAUAGUAGUGAUAUGAGUAACAAUAAUAGAAAGAUAUUCUCGUUUGUACCUCUUCCUGGAUUAAAUCAAAGGAAACGACCGAGAAGAAAAUAUCAUGAAGUUGAGCGACUCUAUCAUUGCAAUUAUCUAACUUGUACGAAGGCUUAUGGAACUUUAAAUCAUUUAAAUGCUCAUGUGUCCAUGCAAAGACAUGGACCUAAAAGACAGCCAUCUGAAUUUAAAGAACUUCGUAAAAUGUGGAGAAAACAGAAACGAGCGAAUACACAACAUGGUCAUCAUUCAUCUUCAAGUAAUACAAGCCAAGGACAAAGGAUUCACCAAAGUUUAGAUGCCUUUCCUUCUUCGUCUUCUUCUUCUUUGAGAAAUAAUUAUAAUGAUAUUAUCUUGAACCAUCCUUCACUUAUUGCUUCUUCUACAUCUUUAAACCAACAAAACUAUUAUGUUAUUCAUAACAAUCAGCAGACUUCUUCUAUGCCACCUUAUCCUAUGCAGCAGCAGCAGCAGCAGCAACAACAACAACAACAACAAAUACAUCCUACUUUACUCUCUCAUGCUCAUCCUUCUUCUCCAGCUGGUCACUGGAUUCAUCAUCAAAAUACGCAUCAAAAUCCACCUAUUCAGCAAUAUCAUCUUACUCCAACUGAAUUUAUGCCCCAUGGAUAUUAA